This is a messenger RNA of Trichosurus vulpecula (common brushtail), 933 nucleotides long. Its product is annotated as taste receptor type 2 member 7-like. Gene Ontology annotation, cellular component: membrane. Gene Ontology annotation, biological process: G protein-coupled receptor signaling pathway; detection of chemical stimulus involved in sensory perception of bitter taste; sensory perception of taste. The transcript has a single exon. Bases 1 to 933 code for a protein of 310 amino acids. Gene Ontology annotation, molecular function: G protein-coupled receptor activity; bitter taste receptor activity. Lineage: Eukaryota; Metazoa; Chordata; Mammalia; Diprotodontia; Phalangeridae. The record is from RefSeq and is a predicted model, not a curated record.
AUGUUAGAUGGAAUGGAGACCUUCUUUCUGAUCAUGAUAACUGGAGAGUUCAUAAUGGGGAUUUUGGGGAAUGGAUUCAUUGCCCUGGUGAACUUCAUUGACUGGGUCAAGAAACGGAAAAUCUACCUGGUUGAUUUAAUUCUUACCAGUCUAGCUAUCUCAAGAAUUGGCCUGUUGUUUAUGAUGCUAUUAAAUAUCUUCAUAGUUAUUUUUUACCCAGAGGUAUUUGACUGUGAAAACAUUGUGAAAAUUAUAGAUAGCUUCUGGGCAAUCACCAGCCAGUUAAGUGUUUGGUUUGCUACCUGCCUUAGCGUAUUCUAUUGUUUGAAGAUAGCCAAUUUCUCCCACCCCCUUUUUCUCUGGCUGAAGUGGAGAAUGAACAGAGUGAUUCUCAUAAUCCUACUGGCAUCUUUACUCAUAUCUGUAUCCAUUAGCCUCUCAGUAACAGAGCAAUAUAAUGAAGAUGUCAAGAACUGGGGAAGCAGAAAGAACAAGAGAAAUAAUACAAGGAACUCUGCCUACUUUAACACUCUGAUUUUCCCCAGUCUGGGGACUCUCUUUCCCUUUACCGUGUCCCUGAUCUCAUUUUUCCUGUUAAUCCUCUCUGUGUGGAAACAUAUCAGGAAGAUGAAGCUCAAUGCUAUGGAUGCUAGAGAUCCUAAAACGGUGAUCCAUUUUAGAGCCAUGAAAGCUGUGAUUUCUUUCCUCAUCCUCUUUGUCAUUUACUGUUUGGCCUGUCUCAUAGCAAUAUCCAACUAUUUUUUACCACAGAGAGAACUUGCAGUGAUUUUUGGUGUGAUCAUUGCUUCCAUCUACCCCUCAGGUCACUCAUUUAUCUUGAUUUGGGGGAACAUUAAGCUGAGGCAGAGAUUCCUGAACUCACUGAAGCAGAUAAAGCAUUGUCUUAAAGGAGGGAUAUCCAUAGUGCCCUAG